This is a messenger RNA of Macrosiphum euphorbiae (potato aphid), 321 nucleotides long. The record is from the annotation of a GenBank genome assembly. Lineage: Eukaryota; Metazoa; Arthropoda; Insecta; Hemiptera; Aphididae.
AUGAUAAAACUUUUCUAUCAAAAUCAAAGUUCGAUAACUCAAACAUUGCGCUCGUCACGUCCUUUUUACGGCCGACCUAGUGGCCCUUCAAAGUCAACUCUCCAACGUUUGGUAGCAAAAUUUGAGACAACAGGUUCGGUAAACGAUCAAAUAACACCAGUACGUCAAAGAACCUCCAGAUCGGCCGAUAACAUCGCCGCGGUACGUGAAAGUGUGCAGGAGAACCCGGGGCAAUCAAUUCCUCGCCAUGCACAAGAACUCGGUCUUUCAAAGUCUUCGACUUGGCAAAUUUUGGGCCGGGACUUGGGCUUACACCCGUAA